Molecule: messenger RNA, 1897 nt
Organism: Castor canadensis (American beaver)
Lineage: Eukaryota; Metazoa; Chordata; Mammalia; Rodentia; Castoridae
Source: RefSeq, a predicted model, not a curated record
AUGAAGAUGUCUUCCUCUCAAGGAGGUCAGGGAUACUGUGACUUACAGGGGCACAACCUGAAUGAGGAUCACUCAGAAGCAGAUCAGGUCAUGAAGCGAGCUCUGGGACCGGCUCCAGGCUGGGGUCCGGCGCAGACUGGUGGCGGGGAUCCCGGUGGUCAUGGAUCUGGCGACACAGACAAGUGGUGGAUGUUCUGUGUGAUGUGGGUCUGGGGGCUAGAGGCCAGUGUGGCUGAGGAACAGAUAACCCCAAGCUCAUUAUAUAAAAGUUACUGUUAUAUUAAUGGAGCUUUCUUUCAUUUUGCAGCUGGUUUAAGCCCUGCUGAGAUUCAGCAGUUAUGGAAAGAAGUGACUGGAGUUCACAGUAUGGAAGACAAUGGCAUUAAACAUGGAGGGCUAGACCUCACUACCAACAACUCCUCCUCGACUACCUCCUCCACCACUUCCAAAGCAUCACCACCAAUAACUCAUCAUUCCAUAGUGAAUGGACAGUCUUCAGUCCUGAACGCAAGGAGAGACAGCUCGUCACAUGAGGAGACGGGGGCCUCUCACACUCUCUAUGGCCAUGGAGUUUGCAAAUGGCCAGGCUGUGAAAGCAUUUGUGAAGAUUUUGGACAGUUUUUAAAGCACCUUAACAAUGAGCACGCAUUGGAUGACCGAAGCACUGCCCAGUGUCGAGUGCAAAUGCAGGUGGUACAACAGUUAGAAAUACAGCUUUCUAAAGAACGCGAACGUCUUCAAGCAAUGAUGACCCACUUGCACAUGCGACCCUCAGAGCCCAAACCAUCUCCCAAACCUCUAAAUCUGGUGUCUAGUGUCACCAUGUCGAAGAACAUGUUGGAGACAUCCCCACAGAGCUUACCUCAAACCCCUACCACACCAACGGCCCCAGUCACCCCGAUUACCCAGGGACCCUCAGUAAUCACCCCAGCCAGUGUGCCCAAUGUGGGAGCCAUACGAAGGCGACAUUCAGACAAAUACAACAUUCCCAUGUCAUCAGAGAUUGCCCCAAACUAUGAAUUUUAUAAAAAUGCAGAUGUCAGACCUCCAUUUACUUAUGCAACUCUCAUAAGGCAGGCUAUCAUGGAGUCAUCUGACAGGCAGUUAACACUUAAUGAAAUUUACAGCUGGUUUACACGGACAUUUGCUUACUUCAGGCGUAAUGCAGCAACUUGGAAGAAUGCAGUACGUCAUAAUCUUAGCCUGCACAAAUGUUUUGUUCGAGUAGAAAAUGUUAAGGGAGCAGUGUGGACUGUGGAUGAAGUAGAAUACCAGAAGCGAAGGUCACAAAAGAUAACAGGCCCAACUUUAGUAAAAAAUAUACCUACCAGCUUAGGCUAUGGAGCAGCUCUUAAUGCCAGCUUGCAGGCUGCCUUGGCAGAGAGCAGUUUACCUUUGCUAAGUAACCCUGGACUGAUCAAUAAUGCAUCCAGUGGCCUUCUACAGGCUGUCCACGAAGACCUCAAUGGUUCCCUGGACCACAUCGACAGCAAUGGGAACAGCAGUCCAGGCUGCUCGCCUCAGCCACACAUUCCCCGUAUGUGGCACUUACAACGCAUUCUAGUUCCUCUUAAUAAAAAGAUCCUACCAGAGGUGCCUGUGUCUGUGGCCAUGAUGACCCCCCAGGUGAUCACCCCUCAGCAGAUGCAGCAGAUCCUCCAGCAGCAGGUCCUGUCUCCUCAGCAGCUCCAAGCCCUCCUCCAGCAGCAGCAGGCCGUCAUGCUGCAGCAGCAGCAGCAGCAGCAGCAGUUGGCAGCCCAGCAGCUUGUCUUCCAGCAGCAGCUUCUCCAGAUGCAGCAACUGCAGCAGCAGCAACACCUGCUCAGCCUCCAGCGUCAGGGACUCAUCUCCAUCCCUCCUGGCCAGGCGACACUUCCUGUCCAAUCGUUGCCUCAAG